AUGCCUAAAUCUCGAAAAGAACCUAAAAAAGAAGUUCCAAUCAGCGAACUUGAGAAACCGACAUUCUCGGAACCUGCAACAGACGAAUUGCCCUCCCAAACUAGGACCAAGAAGAGCACCAGGACCAAGGCUGAGAGCAAAUCCAAUGGUGCUUCAACCUCAAAUCCACCCUCAAGACCGAGCUCAGGUAUAGAGCCUCAAUUCAAGUCAAAUGCCAAUUCCAAACCUAAACCCGAACCUAAACCCAAAUCCAGAGGUGCUAGAGUGUUAUAUUGGCAUAGAACGGACCUUCGAUUAACUGAUUCGCCCUCGUUGAAAAACGCUUUAGAUAUAGAAGACAUAGAAUCUUUUUGGCCAAUAUGGUGUUUCGAUCCUGAAUACGUAUACAGAACUCGUGUCGGUGUCAAUAGGUGGCAAUUCUUAUUAGACUCGAUGGAAAGUAUAAGUGAAGAAUAUAAGAAAUUGAAUGGGAAUCAAAGAUUAUGGGUAUUAAGAGGAAAUCCAGAAAAAGUAAUUAAGAAGCUAGUUGAGGAAUGGGAUAUAACUCAUCUGUGUUUUGAGAAAGAUAGUAACGCUUAUUCCAAGGUCAGAGAUCAGAAGAUAAUAGGUCUAGCAAAAGAUCUAGGAAUACAAGUUGUCAUGACUCCAGGUAGACAUUUGUACGAUCCUGAUGAAGUGAUCAAGAGGAAUAAUGGUAAACCCACAAUGACACUACAUCAAUGGCAAGCUGUGACCAAUAAGAUGGGCGAGAUACCUCAUCCCACCCCUGCGCCGGAAUCGAUUCCUGAUCCUGGACCAUCUACUUUGAAAAACGAUGAAGAUCAAAAAUGGGGCGAAUACCAAGGAGUAGACAUGAAUAGAGGUAUAAGAACAGGUACAGACACAUGUUUUGAAUCAAUAACUGGACCUUCAUUGAACCCAUUCUCAGUGCCUACAAUGUCUCAAAUGGGGUUCGAACAAGCUACAACGACGAUAAGAGGAGGGACUUCAGAUGGUCAUAAACGAUUAGAUCUAUUCCUUUCCGAUUCGGACAAAGUAGCGAAAUUUUCAAAACCAGGUUCGGCACCAACUUCACUUGAACCCUCAACAACGUUGUUGAGUCCGUAUAUCAAAUUCGGCUGUGUGGGAGUAAGAGAAAUUUGGUGGGGAUCAAAAAACGUGGUUGACAUUUGGAAGAAAAAAGGUGGUAAAGGUGAAACGAAAGAACCUGAGAACAUGUUUGGCCAACUUCAAUUCAGAGAUAUGUACGCAUGUGCAGAAGCUGCUGUACCUCAUUUUGAGCGAAUACGAGGUAAUCCAGUGUGUAAAUACGUUGCCUGGUCAUUACAAAACCAAUAUGAUUCAGAUGGAAAUGAGAUCUUACCUAGACCAAAAGAUGAAGAUGAAAUUGCAGAAGAAAGAUUCCAAGCUUGGCGUGAAGGCAGAACAGGUUUUCCAUGGAUAGACGCAUGUAUGAGACAAUUGAAACACGAAGGAUGGAUACAUCAUUUAGCAAGACAUAGUGUAGCUUGUUUCCUUACAAGAGGUCAAUGCUAUAUAUCCUGGGAAAGAGGAAUGGAAGUUUUUGAUGACUGGUUAAUAGAUUGGGAUCCUGCUUCAAAUCCUGGCAAUUGGAUGUGGUUGAGUUGCUCAGCUUUCUUCUCUCAAUAUUUCCGAGUGUAUGGUCUUGUAUCUUGGCCACAAAGGACCGAUAAGACGGGUGCGCUUGUGAGAAAGUACUGUCCUGAAUUGAAAGAUUUCCCAGAUAAAUACAUCUACGCACCUCAUCUGGCUCCUAGGGGUGUACAAGAGAAAGCGAACUGUAUAAUAGGAGAAGAUUAUCCAUCACCGAUAUUAGAUGAACAAAAAGAGAAGGAUCUUUGUAUAGCAAGAUUGAAAGAUGCUUUUUCAUUGGGUUAUCACGGGAACGAUGAAGAUGUCUUGAAUGGUACUGCGAAAACAAGACUCAAAGAACUACAUGCAGAAAAUGGACAUACUCAUGAAAAGAAAGAAGAGGAAGAUAAGAAGAAGCGGAAAAGGGACGGUGAAGGUGCAUUGGAUAAAUUCAUAAAAAGGGAAAAGAAAUAG
Molecule: messenger RNA, 2067 nt
Organism: Kwoniella shivajii
Lineage: Eukaryota; Fungi; Basidiomycota; Tremellomycetes; Tremellales; Cryptococcaceae
Exons: 10
Coding region: 1-2067 (688 amino acids)
Biological process (GO): entrainment of circadian clock by photoperiod; circadian regulation of gene expression
Cellular component (GO): nucleus; cytoplasm
Molecular function (GO): DNA binding; deoxyribodipyrimidine photo-lyase activity; FAD binding
Source: RefSeq, a predicted model, not a curated record